This is a messenger RNA of Fusarium tjaetaba, 2109 nucleotides long. RefSeq lists its product as uncharacterized. The record is from RefSeq and is a predicted model, not a curated record. The coding region runs from base 1 to 2109 and encodes 702 amino acids. Gene Ontology annotation, biological process: chromatin remodeling. Lineage: Eukaryota; Fungi; Ascomycota; Sordariomycetes; Hypocreales; Nectriaceae. The transcript has 3 exons.
AUGGCUCAACCGGAUCCUAGCCAGGGCGUCCCUCAGGACCUUAUGCCCCACGUCCAUCUGAUCUCUUCAUUUCGAUACCCUGUGAUGCCUCGACUUGACCUAAAUGAGGUUGCUAAAUGGCUUAUGGCUGCACCACAAGUCGCGAGAGACCGGGCACCCUUUUUCUGGACAUAUCUCGAUAAACCUACAGACGGCACGAUACUCUUGACCUGGCAGCCCCUUCAGCGGUUGGGAACGAACUUCGCAACAGAUGGUUAUGUCUGGGCGCCUCCAGAACAGGUCUACAAGCAUGAUCUGGGCAAUGGACUGAUGCUUGAGAUUUACUAUCAGAAAGCUGGUUACAUUCCCGGCGAGCAGUAUGCUCUCCACGCCCGUCGACGAUGCCGACUAGUCCCUAUCCCUGGCCAUCCUAAUCCUCCUCAACCAGACGUCGGCCUCUUCAUUGUGCAUUACGGACCCGCCGAACCGAAUGACAGAGUUCCUGUCUCCAUGAUUCCCUUUGACGAAAGAGUCAACAGCAUCAUGCAGCAGCGCCACUUUUUGCAGCGCGCUGGCCAGAUUCGUCGCAAGGAAUUCAUGUUAUCCGAUCGAGUCAACUGGCCUACCCUGCCUGAUCUCACCCGUCAGCCAGUGCCUCCCCAGAUGGCUCCUCGGGGCGUUCCUCAACAGAUGGCAUAUCCCACACAACCCGCACCGGGUCCUCCUGCUAAACGAGCAAGGCACGCUGCGGGCCAGAGUGGUCAACCCCCCGUACCAGGAAUGCCUCAGCUAGACGCUGCCUUCGACGAUGAAGAGGAUGUUUCGCGGGGAGAUAUGUUUGACCAUCUUACUCCAAGAGAGAUUUCUAUGAGCCGAUACCAGCAGAACCACGAGUGGAUGGAAGAGAUCCUCUCGUCUCCUUAUAGGAUAAGCCAGAUCACCCCUGCCGAUUUAAACCUCGGUUUCAAGGGUGAAUUGGCAUACUUGACCGAAGGCAUCUUUCCCGCGCAAGGAGUUGACGCCUCCAAUUCCGUGCCUGAGAAGCCGUAUAUCGGGCGGCUGGAUCCCGAAAAGGCCGAUGAAUUUCGCAAGCGAGUCCAUAAUCACAUUGAGUCAACCAAGGCCGAGAUAGAGAAAAUGCAGGCCGACCAUGCCGCAGCUCUUGCAAAGUUCAAGGAAAAUUCCAUCCUCAGCACAAAGGAGAAGGAGCUCCGAAAUACUGUCGAGGGUACAGGCACUGAGAUUUGGCGAAUUGAGGGCAAGGUUGACCCCCACGACGAGGAUGCUGUUGCUCGUCCCGUCAGUUCGAAAACCGUUGAACAGAUAGUGUCUGAAGUCGAAGCUGCUAUGGGUAAGAAGGUUGAUACCAAGCCGACGGUAUCUCGUGUUCAAGAUGGAGGUUAUCAGCCACCAGCACCAGAACCCGUUCAGGCUGAUGCUUCGCAACUAUCUCGUCAGCCUUCGCAAUCUGGCUCACAGAACAGCGGCAUCAUGAUUGGCGAAUCUGAUAUCGAUAUGGGUGGCACUGCUGCUGGAUUACUGGAUCAGAUGCAUACUGGCAUUUCCAACACUUCGACACCUCUGAACAACUUCGGAACUCCUCAACCUCCAUUGUCAACGGCUCAGUCUGGGGCCGGAACACCUUCUAAUGCCACCGCAGUUGGUUCUGGCGGUGACGUGACGAUGGGCGGAACUCAGGGACCAAAGGAUCACACAACAGCGCCUGAUCAAGGAACUGGCAGUGGGGAUUGGGUUGUUGUGCCCAAAGAUGGCACUGUGAACGAAGCGAAUCAGGGCCCUGGCUCGGGUGCCGUUUCGGUCAACGCAAACACACCCACUACUGCAGGAAUUGAUACCGCCAAGUCAGUGGCUAAAACUGCUUCUGCUGGUGCCACCCCAGCAGCUGGAACACCCGGCGGUUCUGUCUCCUUUGACCAAAACGACUUCAGCUCCCUUGGUGACCUUGACACAGCAGGUGAUGCCCUUAACUUUGACGGCCCUACGUUAGACGGUGCAGCAGGCGAGCUGGGUGAGGGUCUAGAUCUCAGCAUGGACAUGGACGACUCGGCAUUUGGAGACGCUUUUCAUGGCGUCGAAACCUCUGGAACUCCCCAGGGUCAGGAUAUGUAG